Molecule: messenger RNA, 482 nt
Organism: Lasiosphaeria miniovina
Lineage: Eukaryota; Fungi; Ascomycota; Sordariomycetes; Sordariales; Lasiosphaeriaceae
Exons: 1
Coding region: 149-412 (87 amino acids)
Source: RefSeq, a predicted model, not a curated record
GAGGUUGGGUUGGGUCUGUCUGGGACUGGGAGGGACAAAACAGGGCGCGGCUAAAGCGUUGCAUUGUGCUAUUGUGGUCAAGCGCUUACCCGCUAGCGGCGGCGGAGGCGGAUAAGCAGGGAAAUUUCACCGUUGGCCCUUCACAGUAAUGAUAAUUAUAAUCAUGGUCAUACUAAUCUUAGUCUGCGAGUUAUGCCACAGGCAGGCAACAAGACGAAGACGGACAUGGAUGCGCUGUCUGGCUCUGACUCUGACUGGCGAAAACCCGCGACAGGCGGCCCCGGGAGAACUUUUGUAUCAAGGUUCCGUGGGGGCUAGACAACUAGAGAGAAAGGUAGUUGAGCUUGUCAGCUGCCCGACCGACAUUCCGUUCGGGACUCGGGCGUGUUUCAACGAUACGAACUCUGACUGACCGGUAGGGAGGUGCGGUCACCAAAGCGGGAGGUCUGGUCUGGCUCGGCAUCCCCAAGUCGCUCGGCCCG